AUGGCCAAGACCCUGGGCUACCUGGAGCUGGGCACCUCCGGUCUCCUCAAGGACGUGCCCUACGGCAGCCUGAAGCCACCGGCACUGGAGCCUGGGCGGCUGGUGCCCGCUGGGGCCGGCACUGCCGGGCUGCCCAGCGGGCCCUGGGACUGGCCAAGCAACCAGACGGCUGGCGGGGGGCUGAGCCCCCGCGCCCGGCGCAAGCCCUCGCUCAAGGCCACCCGUGCCAAGAAGAUCUUCGGCUGGGGAGACUUCUACUUCAACAUCAAGACGCUCAAGUUCAGCCUGCUGGUGACGGGCAAGAUCGUGGACCACAUCAAUGGCACCUUCAGUGUCUACUUCCGCCACAACUCCUCGAGCCUGGGCAACGUCUCGGUGAGCAUCGUGCCGCCCUCCAAGGCGGUGGGCUUCGAGGUGCUGCUGCCUGCGCUGGCGCGCCCGCCGCCCCUGCAGAGCACCCUGCCCCAGGGCCGCCCCAAGGCCCUCAACUGCCACGUGGAGUAUGAGAAGACCAACCGGGCGCGCAAAAACAAGCCCUGCCUCUACGACCCAUCCAAGGUGUGCUUCACGGAGCACAUGCAGAGCCACGCUGCCUGGCUCUGCGCCAAGCCCUUCAAGGUCAUCUGCAUCUUCAUCUCCUUCCUCAGCAUCGACUACAAGCUGGUCCAGAAGGUCUGCCCAGACUACAACUUCCAGCACGACAACCCCUACUUCGGCUGA
Molecule: messenger RNA, 720 nt
Organism: Tinamus guttatus (white-throated tinamou)
Lineage: Eukaryota; Metazoa; Chordata; Aves; Tinamiformes; Tinamidae
Gene: NXPH4
Product: neurexophilin 4
Molecular function (GO): signaling receptor binding
Source: RefSeq, a predicted model, not a curated record